Messenger RNA from Prorocentrum cordatum, 2561 nucleotides. NCBI's taxonomy places the organism in Eukaryota, Dinophyceae, Prorocentrales, Prorocentraceae. The record is from the annotation of a GenBank genome assembly.
GCCCCGCGUUCGCUGCCCCGCGCGCGGCGCUGCCUGGGCCAUGGCGGCCCAGCCGUGGCACGCGAUCGUGCGCCUGGCGCUGCUGCUCUUCGGGGGCUUCGCGGAGGCGGAGGAGGUGAACACCACGCAGCACUGCCAGGAUGAGGCGAGCUGCAGGGCGCGGCUCACCGAGAUCACAAGGGACCUCGACGAGCUGCGCACUGGGAUGCAGCGCAAGCAGGCCGCGCUGUCGCUGCUCGCGGACCUGCGUGCUGGCGUCCUCAGCGGCCGCCGCGUCGAGCUCCCGUCGGCCCAGCGGCGGCACCUGGAGAAGGGCAGCCCGCUGGUCGGCAAGAGGCCCCUCACCACAGCUCUACCAUGGGAAAAGGCCAAGGCGAUGGCCGAGAACUGCUUGAUCUACCUCGACCCACCCGAGACAGGACCUCACGGACAGGAGCUGGCCAACAUCCAGCAGAUCCACGAUGUCAUGUCCAGGUCUACAAGAAGGCGUCCUCCGAGCAUGCAGAGCGGAGAGCAAUCCAACCGAAGACCGUACCUGCAGAACACGUAUUGCGCCGAGGACUUCAUUCUUCAUGCCACUAGCGAAUACGGCAACGUCCUAGAGACCAGCGAAACAUUGCCACUGCUGUCCUACCUGGCGAACGUGCUGGUCACACGUGGGGCCAGAGCCAUACGCCCACACAGCGACAACCUGAUCUUCAGCAUGGGCAACCCCGCUGACGUCGAGGUAGAGCCAGACGUCGACAUCGCCACCGUUUCUCCGACCAGGAUUACCCUAGUCGAAGGUGCUACUGCGCGACGCCCGCUGCCGCGACGAACGCAGGAUUGGAUCGAGCCUGGGAAGAUCGUCGUGCUCGGCUGCGUGCGAGUUCAGACAGUGGACGUCCACAACUUCAUGUCGCACUUCGGCAACGACCUGCGCCAGGCCGCGCGCGAGGCCCUUGCGGCGAAGCAGAACGACAGCUUCAACAACGUCAAUGACGACCGCGACAUCCGUCUGGAGCUCAUGGGGCUCGUACCGCCCCAGAGGGCCAUCGAGAUGUCCUUCGACGCCAGGCACAGGCCCGUGUCGACCAACGUCUCGCGCCACUUCACGCCCCUGCGCACGCUCGGGGAGGGGACACAGGUCCGCUUCCACGCCUUCAUGCCGCUCAAGAAAGGCUCGCUGAUGGUGGUCAUGUCGGCGGAGUCACGGCUCUCCGUGUUCGACCUCCAGGGGGACGCGCUGCUGGAGGGGGUGGACCUCGGCCACGCGGCGGGCACCCGGGUGACGCAGAUGGAGCUGUCCCCAACCCACAACAGCCACUUCGUGCUGACGGCCGCGGACGAUGGAGAGAUGCGUGUGCACUCGCUCAAGGUGGUGGCCAGGAAGAAGAGCGCAGAGGGCGAAGGGCAGCAGCUGAGCGUGUCCACGAACUUCAGCUGCUCCUUCUCCAUCCCUGCCGGCGGCGCUGGCGAGUCGAGGAGCCUGAGCGCGGUGCUGCCUGUCGAGCGAGGCACUCAGACUUACUUCGUCGCCGGCGACAGCCUCGGUGGCGUCGCGGUCUUCUUCCGCAACGGCACCCUGAAGGGACGCGCCCUCGUUACCGAGGACCCCGGCGGGGUGCGCGGCCUGCUCCACGCCCAGGGGGGCUCGGUGCUGUUCUACAGCUCCCGCUCCUUCGGCUUCUUCUCCCCCGCACAGGUCGACGUGCUGUACCCACCGUGCUCUGGCUGGCACUCCCCUGUCGUGGAUGUGGUCAUGGACCCCAGCGCCGCGUCCUCUCGAGUCGUGCUCGCCCUUGCCGAUGGCGAUGUCCUGGUGUUCUCUACAAGCAGUGGCCAGACCAAGGCGUGCGUCCUCGCGCUGAAAUUCCCCCACGUGUCCCCCAUACCGUUCAAGCUGUACACCUUCAAGGGCCACGUGGUGGGGCUGCCGGUGCCGCCGGAGGGGGCGGUGCGCGGGGCCGACUACCUGCGGGAGCUGCAUUUCUUCAGCCUCAGUGCCAUGGAGGCGGGCUACGGCGUGGCGCCCUCCCGCGCCGUGCUGCUGCAGGCCUCCUUCUCGCCCCGGCAGCCCGAGAGCUUGGCGCUGCUGGGGGGCGAGCCCGGGGGCAGGGCGCACGCCGCGAUCCGGUUCGCGGGCACGGAGGGCGUGGAGCUGUACGAGCUGUCGAUCAGGCAGCCGACGUCCUCGAGUGCGGUGGACGGGAGCAGCGGUGGCAUACCGAGCUGGCUGAGCUGGCUGCCCGACAGCAAGAUCGCCAUCUUCGGCGUGUCCCUCGUCUGCGUCGUGGCCUACAACGUGCGGAAGGUCAAGCGGCGGCAGCAGCAGCAGAGCCGCUCCCGGGAGGACGACAUUGACCUCAGGCAUCUGGAGCAGCUGAGGGCGGAGAGACAGCGGAAGGCCGCGGCGUCGGGCGCGCGGGCCCCGAGCGCCCCAGACGCGGACCAGGAGGAGGACGACGACUGACCCCAGGCCUGCCCCGAGGCCGCCGCAGUCAGGGGCCGCAGGGGUGCGCCGCCUCCUCAGCGCUGAAUCUCUCUUGGGGGGCGCCUGGCGCAGCAGCCUCUCCUCCUUU